GUCACUCCGCACCGGCGCCGUGGCUGCGGGGCGGGCAGCAGCGGGCACGGCAGCAGCGCCCGCCGGCCCGCGCGUCCUCGCCGCCUCCCGCGCCCGGGCCGCUCUCGCCGCUCCCGGGCGGGCCGCGCCCUCUGCGGGGAUGCGGGCUGCCCCCCGCGCCCGCGGCCCCGGGCAGCCCCUGCGCGCGGGGACCCCGGGCGGCGGCCGGGCGCGCUGAGCGCGGCGCUGGUGCUGAAGGGACAGCUCCCGGCGCGCCCCGGCCCGCAGCCCCCGCCGCCCGCGGCUCCCGCGCCGGCUCCCGGUGCCCGGAACGCGGCCGCGGGGCCCACGGGGAUGCCCCGCGGGUGAGGCCGCCCGCGCUGCCAGCCGCGUUCAUGGCGGUGGCCAGGAAGAUCAAAACUUUGCUGACGGUCAACAUUCUGGUUUUCGUGGGCAUCGUCCUGUUCUCCGUGUACUGCCGCCUGCAGGACCGCUCGGCCGAGCUGGUGCGGAUCCUGCGCGGCGCCGACCGCCGGGCGCGCAGCCGGAACGCCAGGGCGGGCGCGCUGGCCGACCGCGAGGCCAUCCUGCAGCGCCUCGACCGCCUGGAGGAGGUGGUCUACAACCAGCUCAAUGGCCUCGCCAAGCCCAUGGGUCUGGUGGAGGGGCCGCGGGGCCUGGGCCAGGGUGGCUUGGCCACCACCCUGCGGGACGACAGCCACGAGGCGGAAGGCGCGUUUGAGGAGUACGGGUACAACGCGCAGCUCAGCAACCGCAUCUCCCUGGACAGGACCAUCCCCGACUACAGGCCGAAAAAGUGCAGACAGAUGACCUACUCCCAGGACCUGCCCCAGGUCUCUGUGGUCUUCAUCUUCGUCAACGAGGCCCUGUCUGUCAUCCUGCGCUCCGUGCACAGCGUGGUCAACCACACGCCCUCCCAGCUGCUCAAGGAGGUCAUCCUGGUGGACGACAACAGCGACAAUGUGGAGCUCAAGUUCAGCCUGGACCAGUACGUGAACAAGAGGUACCCGGGCCUCGUGAAGAUCGUGCGCAACAGCAGGCGCGAGGGCCUGAUCCGGGCGCGGCUGCAGGGCUGGAAGGCGGCCACCGCCCCCGUCGUCGGCUUCUUCGACGCCCACGUCGAGUUCAACACGGGCUGGGCUGAGCCUGCCCUCACGCGGAUCCAGGAGGACCGCCGGCGGAUCGUGCUGCCGGCCAUCGACAACAUCAAGUACAACACGUUCGAGGUGCAGCAGUAUGCCAACGCGGCCCACGGCUACACCUGGGGGCUCUGGUGCAUGUACAUCAUCCCACCGCAGGACUGGCUGGACCACGGCGACGAGUCGGCCCCCAUCAGGACCCCUGCCAUGAUCGGCUGCUCGUUCGUGGUGGACCGGGAGUAUUUCGGGGACAUCGGCCUGCUGGACCCAGGCAUGGAGGUGUACGGCGGCGAGAACAUCGAGCUGGGCAUGAGGGUGUGGCAGUGCGGCGGCAGCAUGGAGGUGCUGCCCUGUUCCCGCGUGGCACACAUCGAGCGCACCAAGAAGCCCUACAACAACGACAUCGACUACUACGCCAAGCGCAACGCGCUGCGGGCGGCCGAGGUGUGGAUGGACGACUUCAAGUCCCACGUCUACAUGGCCUGGAACAUCCCCAUGACUAACCCGGGCGUGGACUUCGGGGACGUGUCUGAGAGGCUGGCCCUGCGCCAGAGGCUGAAGUGCCGCAGCUUCAAGUGGUACCUGGAGAACGUGUACCCGGAAAUGAGGGUCUACAACGACACCCUCACCUACGGAGAGGUGAGAAACAGCAAAGCCAGCGGCUACUGCCUGGACCAGGGAGCGGAGGACGACGACCAAGCCAUCCUGUACCCCUGCCACGGGAUGUCCUCCCAGCUGGUGCGGUACAGCGCCCACGGCCUCCUGCAGCUGGGGCCCCUGGGCUCCACGGCCUUCCUGCCCGACUCCAGGUGUCUGGUGGAUGACGGCAGGGGCCGCACGCCCACCCUGAAGAAGUGCGAGGACGUGGCCCGGCCCACGCAGCGGCUGUGGGACUUCACCCAGAGCGGCCCCAUUGUGAGCCGGGACACGGGCCGCUGCCUGGAGGUGGAGAUGUCCAAGGACGCCAACUUCGGGCUGCGGCUGGUGGUGCAGAGGUGCUCGGGGCAGAAGUGGAUGAUCAGGAACUGGAUCAAGCACGGGCGGCACUGACAG
Lemur catta (Ring-tailed lemur) is the source of this 2192-nucleotide messenger RNA. It is a transcript of the gene GALNT9, whose product is annotated as polypeptide N-acetylgalactosaminyltransferase 9. The coding region runs from base 375 to 2189 and encodes 604 amino acids. NCBI's taxonomy places the organism in Eukaryota, Metazoa, Chordata, Mammalia, Primates, Lemuridae. The transcript is spliced from 11 exons. The record is from RefSeq and is a predicted model, not a curated record. Gene Ontology annotation, cellular component: Golgi apparatus.